Molecule: messenger RNA, 714 nt
Organism: Ceutorhynchus assimilis (cabbage seed weevil)
Lineage: Eukaryota; Metazoa; Arthropoda; Insecta; Coleoptera; Curculionidae
Source: the annotation of a GenBank genome assembly
AUGAUCAAUAAAGCUGAUAGAUUAGUAUAUAACCAGACCACUAAUCAGGCUGAAAGAUAUAUGGCAUUAGUAGCUAAAUGCACUGGAGGCAAACGAAUUAAUUUUUCUGGAAGUAUUUCCUAUACAACUAGAGCGUACGCUGCUGCAAUUUCCCAUGCGAGUGGUCCAGCUUCGCAUCUUGAAGCCUGGAGAGGCACAAAAAAAAGAACUUCAUACAGAGGCAAUACUUUAUGGGGAAUUAAUGAAAAAACAGCCAUUGUUAAAUAUGAGCAGAUAAAUAAUGUAACAGUUGACAGGUGUGGAUUAUUUAUAGAUCCAAACCAUCCGUUUUUAGGUGCCUCUCCAGAUGGGCUAAUUGGUGAAAAAGGAAUAAUCGAAGUGAAAUAUCUGCCAUCAAUAAAGGGUAAACUGGUUGCGUCGGAGGUUCGUCACUGUUAUUCAAUAAUUAAUAAUGAGAUAAAGUUGAAACAAAAUCACAACUAUUUUUAUCAAGUACAGGGGCAGCUAAACAUAACCAAUCGAGAUUUUUGUGAUUUUGUUAUAUACACUGACGACGACUUUCACAUAGAAAGAAUAAAUAUCGACAGGGAGUUAUGGAGUACCACUAUGUUGCCAAAACUAACAACAUUUUAUGUAAAUUCCAUAUUACCGGAAAUUGUUGAUGGACGAGUACCAAGGGGAUUGAAAGUUAGAGAUCCCACAAAAGAUCCCUAA